AUGAGCAAUCGUUCACGAGGCGGAGGUGAUAGUGAUGGUCGACGUGCGACGCCACCUAAUGUUGAUGUUAUGCAUUCGUUAAAAGUUGAUAAUUUAACGUAUCGUACACGUGUUGAAGAUUUACGUCGAGCAUUCGAAAAAUUUGGCGAAAUCGGGGAUAUCUAUAUUCCACGAGAUCAAUUUUCACGUUCAAGCCGUGGUUAUGCCUUUAUCAGGUUUGCUCAAAAACGUGAUGCUGAGGAUGCACUCGAUCGUAUGGACGGUGCAGAUUUAGAUGGUCGGGAAAUACGCGUUCAGUUUGCUCGCUAUGGUCGAGGUAAGGGUCACAAGUUUAGUGAUGCCUCGGCGUCCGAUAGUCGUGAAAAAGUUCGAAGAAAACGUUCAAGAUCUCCACGUGGUAGGUCAAGAAGUCGAGACAACGGACGCGAUUCUCGAAGUCCAAGACGUUCGUCAAGAGAUCGAUCACGUAGUCCACGUCGAAAUUCUUCACGUGAUGAUCGUUAUUCUCGAGAUCGAUCAAAUUCUAAAGGUCGACAACGUGAUAGAAAUGAUGAUAGAGAUCGAAGGCGAGAUCGUGAUAGCAAUCGUUAA
Didymodactylos carnosus is the source of this 591-nucleotide messenger RNA. The record is from the annotation of a GenBank genome assembly. NCBI's taxonomy places the organism in Eukaryota, Metazoa, Rotifera, Eurotatoria, Philodinida, Philodinidae.